Molecule: messenger RNA, 2747 nt
Organism: Sipha flava (yellow sugarcane aphid)
Lineage: Eukaryota; Metazoa; Arthropoda; Insecta; Hemiptera; Aphididae
Product: zinc finger protein 182-like
Exons: 2
Coding region: 1271-2686 (471 amino acids)
Biological process (GO): negative regulation of transcription by RNA polymerase II; regulation of immune system process; regulation of cytokine production
Source: RefSeq, a predicted model, not a curated record
CUGUUAUAUUUGUAUCGUAAAAUCAUUUUUUUUUUUUUUGAAUUGUCUUCUAAUCUUAUAAACUCACAUGUACAAGCAUGUAUGGAUGUAAAUUCUACAUUUUUUGCAUUUCAAACAUGCCGAAUGUGUACAUGUUUCAUCAGUUUUUAUAAUAUGGUGCUUUUGUAAAAGAUUAGAUAAUAAUUUUUUAAUUAUAGGUAUAAUUCAAAUUCACGCGCGCAUAAUCAGAUUAUAUUAGAAAAUAACAUUUGAUAAUGGUGUGAUGAGAGGGUCUGCGCGCGCAGUGUGCCAAGCUGCAACGAGACGCUCGUGAUGUUUGGUCUUCAUCAAUUUUGGGAGAUGUGCAUCAUCCCCAUAUUAUACUCUCCCCCUCCAUCAAAACAACCGAGUAGGUAUUGACGCCAUACUUGAGCGUCUCCAUAUUUGCCCACUCAUCGUCGUUGCCGUUGUUUUUUCCGUCUACCCAUCGACCGUCUAUUGAACAUUUCUUCUAGUACUUCACUAUAACUUCACUUAAAUUACUUCAAAACUUAAUGUUCGAACUAAAUGUAAUGUUAUUUUUACAUUGGCUAAUAACCUUUUAGCUUUUAUCACCGUUUGAAUUACACAUUUUCUUUCAGCUGGAUAAAUAACAAAUAUAUUGCGGAUCGAAAGAAAACAAUAACAAUUUACAAGAAUAUCUUAUAGUGAAAAAGUGGCUGUAAACUAGAUAAUAAGCAAUCAUAUUCUACAUUUACCAGGUAAAAUAUUAUCAUUUAAUUAACUUACAUUAUUUAAUAACUUAAAUAUUAACUAAGUACACCCUGAAUCAGGUUCGUGUGCAAGAGGGGCCUAUUUGCCCACUCGUUAGCGACGUCGUUGCCGUUGUUUUUUCGUCUAUCCAUUGACGUUUAAUUAAAAAUUUCUUCAAGUACUUCAGUAUUUAACACUUUAAUUACUUCAAAUAUUAAGGUCCAAGAGUUUGAUGGUGAUGAACAUGUCAAAUUGAAAACGAUUUAUUUCACAUCAACAGUUAAAUUGAUAUGAAUAGACACAUGAAUCUAACAUCAAACAUUCAUUAUUAACGUCACAAAUGCAAUAAGAAGUUGACAAUAGACAUAUUUAUAUUUAAACUUUGAGAGUUACAUGUAAUUUUUAUUAUUAAUCAUUUUAAGGUAAUAUCUAAAAAAAAAAAAUCUCAAAAUCAGAUUGAUUUUUGGAAUUAUAAUCGUUUUGUGCUAAAUAUACCCAAACAUUACAACACAAUAACAAUAAUAAUUAAUUUUCUGCAAUGGAAUCCAUUUAUGUAAAUAUGGAUUUACCAAUUUUAACACCUACUGAUAUUGAAGACAAAUCAAUUUCUGAUGCAUAUUAUCAACUAUGCCAACGUAACAUCACUACAGAUAAUGAGUUAAAUCACCAUAGUAAGCCUGACGAAUCAGGACUUUUACGGUAUGGUUGUCAAUACUGUACAGAAGAAAGAUUUAGUUCUCAACAACAAUUGGAUUUACAUGAGCGCACACAUGAACCAUAUAUUCGUUAUGAAUGUCCUAAAUGCAAAAAGCUGUUCAAAAAAGAAAUAAAAUUAUUUAAACAUUGGGAAUCACACACCGAUAGACGAAGAUUCAGGUGCAAUAUAUGUGAAAAAAAUUGUUUAUUAUUUAGCACUUUAAGAAAACAUCUGAUAAAACGUCAUGAUCAGACUGAUUUUUCAAAUCGUAUUCGUUAUGAGCUAAGUCUACCACAGCAUUACAAAAAAGUAUUAGUGACUGAUGAUGCUGAUAAUUCGUCUGAUUCAUCUGAUAAAAAGUGUAAUUUUUUAAAAAAGUAUGAAGAAUUUAUAGCCGCUACGCAGUAUAGUUGUCAAUACUGUACAGACCGCUUUACUCAUCAAGAUCAAUUAGAUAUACAUGAGCGCGGACAUCAACGUUCAACCGCUAUAGGUAAUGAAUUGGAUCAUUGUAGUAAGCCUGAAGAAUCAAGAGCUUUACAGUACUGUUGUCCAUUCUGUACAAAACGAUUUAGUUCUCAAAAGCGAUUUGAUCUACAUGAACGUACAUAUGAAAAAUACAUUCGUUAUCAGUGUCCCAAAUGCAAUGAUCUGUUCAACGAAGAAUUAAUCUUAAUUAAACAUCAUGAAUUACACGACAUUAAAGAAGAAUAUAUAUGCGAAGUAUGUGAUGAAAGACUUCAAUCAGUUAACAUUUUAAACCAUCAUCUGCAAAUGCGUCAUAAUCGAAUUGAUUUUAUGAAUUGUAGUCAUCAUGAACGAAAUAUAACAUCUAGUUACAAAAUAGUACUAGUCCCUAGUGAUUCAUCUGAUUCAAUAGAACCCAUUAUAAAGGACAUGAGUUCACCCAUUUCAAACCCCAUUUCUGAGGAUCCAAACAAACAAACUUCUGACGAUUCACAUAGUAAGCCUGGUGAAUCAAAAACCCUACAUUAUUGUUGUCCAUUAUGUAUAGAACAAUUUAGUUCUCAAGAGCAAUUUGAUCUACAUGAGCGCACACAUGAACCAUACAUUCGUUAUCAAUGUUCCAAAUGCAAUAAGCUGUUCAAAAAAGAAUCAAACUUCUCAAAACAUUAUACAUCGCAUAUCGGUAAACUAAAUUAUGUGUGUAUAAUAUGUAAAAAAAAAUUCUUAUAUCUAAACAAUUUAAAGUCCCAUUUACAUAAACAUCAUGUUUUAGUUAAACAUUCGAAGUGAAGUCGAUAUACUCGUUUAUCAAGUCAAUUAAAAUACUACAAUAAAGUACUACCUACUAAUG